AUGACCACAGCGUCCCUGGGGACCACAGGGUUUGGAUCAGGCGCAAGAUCUACAAUUGACAUCAAGAUGCCAAAGUUCAAGGGAGACAUCACCCAGUUCGAGGAAUGGUCCAAUGCCUUCCAAGCCCUUGUACAUGAGACAAAUAAGUCCCCAGUGGAAAAGAUGGGCCUUCUCAAGGCCUCUCUGGAGGAUGAAGCUCGGCUUCUAAUUGCGGGAUAUGGGAACACGUGUGAGCACUACCUGGAAGCAUUGCGGGUCCUUGGAGAGGUCUAUGGUGACCCUGUUCUCCUGGUGGAAGCCCAACAGAGAGAGAUCGAAAAUCUGCCUAACAGAUAUGCUGAGCGCCUUCCCAAUCAAAACCGGUUGGUUGGGUUGAGCAGGUGGCUACUUGAACGGGUCAAGAAGCUGCGACGAUUCAACCAGAAUUUAGCGUGUGGAUCUGGCGCCAAGGAUAGCGCCCUAAGCUUAUCCAGGAGCAAUACAAAUGCUGCGUCGACGAGUUUGUGCUCCAAUUGCCAAGGUGGCCACAGAGCAGUGGACUGCUGCCUCUUCAAGGGCUUGCCUCUCUCGGAGAAAAUGACAUUGGUUAUGUCCAAGAACCUUUGCUUUGGUUGUCUGAGGCAAGGCCAUUCUUUGGCCAAGUGCCGUUCAAAGCAGAGGUGCGGGGCGGAUGAUUGCUCGAGACACCAUCACGCACUAAUACACAAGGCUGGUGAAAGAGAACCAAAGUCUGAGUUCGGCGGAAGGGCUUCCACCAACAGCUCCAGCACUGGCAUGAGCGUGGUCUUGGGCAUGGUGCCAGUAGUCUGUUUUGGACCAAAUGGGAGGGUUGUCCUUAAUGCUCUGAUUGACGAGGGCUCAGACACCACCUUCAUCAUGGAUAGUGCCUUGAAAAAGAUUGGUCACACCAGGGGCAAGGAGGGCAGACUGGUUGUGAACGGAGCAACAGGAUCCACCGAAUUCCGCUCCAGAAUGGUUGACGUGGAGGUUUCAGGGGCGGGUGGUGGCAAGUUCCAGAUUCGUGCCAGGUCGCAUCCCAAUGUGUGCCAGGGCCUCAGAGGUUCUUCUUGGGAAAUGGUCAAGGGCCGAUGGAACCAUCUGAGGAAUCUAGACCUCUCGACCAAUGAAGACAGGGUCCAAAUGUUGGUCGGUCUAGACAACGGACACCUGAUUGAACCCCUGGAAUUCCGACAUGGGUCGCCAGGUGAUCCAUACGCGUUCCGCACACACCUUGGUUGGGUGUGCCGUGGAAGCAUGGAAGACGGUCUGCAGUUAGACAAGAAAAUGGUUCACUUCGCCCAUGUGGCUGAUCACGACUCUGAGAUCACCAGGCUUGACGAGUGCUUACAUGAGUUCUUUGAGACUGAGUCCUAUGGCGCGGAAAGAAGAGAGAAUCAACCAUGCCAUUCCAUGCAGGACCAAUACGCACUGGAGAUGAUUCAGGGAGGAAUCGGGAAGUUGGAAAACAGUCCUGGUUAUGAAGCAUCUCUCCCAUGGGCACCAGGACUGGAGAAGCCUGCACGAUUCCAUGGGAGGAGUCUCAACGAUUCUUUGCUCACUGGGCCUUCACUUCAAUGCGAGUUACUGGACGUUCUCCUCCGGUUUAGAGAGAGGGAGGUGGCUGUCACGGCUGACAUUGAGGCCAUGUUCUCCAGAAUCAGCCUGAGGAAGGAGGACGCCAGGUACCACCGGUUCUUGUGGAGAGACUCGCCAGACAGAAACCUACAAACAUUGCAGAUGACCGGCGUGGUAUUUGGGGACUCCCCAUCUCCAUGUAUAGCCAUCAGCACACUCCACAGAGCUGCAGUUGACGCUAACUGCUCUAAAGAGGUGGAGAGGACUAUUAAAACCCAGUUCUACGUUGACGACUUCCUUGACAGCUUCGGUGAUGAACGCCAAGCAAUCAAUGUGGCCUCUAAGGUCAAGGAAGUUCUAGGGAAGGCUAACUUCAAUCUGCGUGGUUGGACCUCCAACAAACAAGGGGUUGUCGGUGCGGUGGGGGCAGUUAACAUGGGGCACGUGCCCCUCCAUCAAAAUGACACAAGGAUUCUUAGAUCAACGUGGAACACCAUCCAGGACUGUAUCACAUUCAGCACUACUACUGUAAGCAAGAUCAGCUUCACAAGAAGAGGAUUGCUGAGCAAACUGGCUGGACUUUUUGACCCUCAGGGUCUCAUUGCCCCUGUAACGGUUUCUGGGAAGAUCAAAAUGAAGGAGCUUGUGAUCCAGAACCUAGGUUGGGAUGACCCUGUAUCCGAGGAGACACGUCACUGGUGGUCUGACUGGGUCAGUGGGCUUCAAGACCUUUCUGCUAUCAUGUUCCCACGCUGCCUUUUCCCCCUUGGUCUGGAACACACUCAUAGGGAGCUCCAUAUAUUCUGCGACGCCUCAGAGCAGGCAUUUGCAGCUGUGGCUUAUCUGCGAAGUCAGGACGACGAGGGGAAUGUGGCUGUGCGGUUAGCCUAUUCAAAGACCAGGGUCUCUUCAAAAAGGCCCAAAACAAUUCCAAAGCUCGAGCUGCAGGGGGCUGUGCUCGGUGCCAGGUUGGCCAAAUAUCUGAUCCAAACGCUCAGAAUCAAGAUCCACUCCACUACCUAUUGGACAGACAGCCAGGUUGUUCAUGCGUGGAUCACCAACCUCGCUCAGACCUACAAGCCAUUUGUGGCCGUGCGUGUUGGAGAAAUCCAGACGUUGACCAAGGGUACCGAGUGGAGACAUGUCCCAGGGGCCGGAAACCCAGCGGACUUAGCCACGAGGGCCAGCCAAAGGCCCACCUUGCCAGGGUUGUGGCUCUCUGGCCCCCCAUUCCUCUUGCGCGGGGUCGACUGCUGGCCAGAGAGAAAAAAGAUUGAGGAGACGACUGAGGAGGUCAGAGCCAAGUUCGCCCAGACCCAUGCUGUUGAGGGGCCACAGGUUGGAAGUGGGGCCAAAACGCUCCAUGGGGCCGUAGAAGAAUUCAGGGUGGACCAACCAAAUGGCACACUUGAGGAGAUGAUUGUUCUUGCCCAGCUACAGAUGUUCCCAGAGGAGCUGCGGGCAUUAAACGGGGGGAGGGCCCUUUCAAAGUCGUCUAGACUCCUGGAACUGUCCCCAUUUUUGGACCCUGAGGGCCUACUCCGAGCCCGAGGGAGGUUGAGUCAAGCUCAGGUGGGUUACGACCAGAAGUUCCCGGUUGUCCUCCACCCUACGCACCCACUGACCAAGCUAAUUGUUCAAGACAAUCAACACAGACAUCACCAUCCUGGGGUCAAUCAUGGAUUGGGUCUCCUACGCCAGGAAUACUGGGUGCUACGAGGGCGAGAGGCCGUGAAGACGGCUCGCCGUGAGUGUGACCACUGCCAGAGAAUGACCGCCCAUCCAGCCACCCAAGAGAUGGCAGACCUCCCCCAGGAGCAACUUGCUUGUGACCAACCACCAUUCUACUUUGCUUCUGUGGACUUCUUUGGGCCCAUGGAGGUACUGGUGUCAAGAAACAAAAUUGAGAAGCGGUGGGGAUCAAUCUUCACCUGCAUGACGACCAGGGCGGUGGACAUAGAGGCCGCGCCAUCACUUUCGACCCCAGACUUCCUCAACGUCCUCCGAAACUUAGUAAGUCUGCGGGGCAAGCCCCACCAGAUCUACAGCGACAAUGGGACCAACUUUGUUGGGGCUGCAAACCUGUUGGCUGAACUACAGAGGAAGGAAGGUCCCGGUCCUACCUUCUUGGAUUCCAACAAAAUAGUUUGGAAGUUCCAGCCCCCAGGUGCCCCACACUGGGGUGGGGUGCACUAG
Molecule: messenger RNA, 3771 nt
Organism: Tigriopus californicus
Lineage: Eukaryota; Metazoa; Arthropoda; Copepoda; Harpacticoida; Harpacticidae
Exons: 2
Coding region: 1-3771 (1256 amino acids)
Molecular function (GO): nucleic acid binding
Source: RefSeq, a predicted model, not a curated record